AUGGAGAGAGAGUCGUACGAUUGGGAUUACACAAAUAAAAGACGCUCCAACAAGCUGGGUUUUUUUUUGACGGAGCGGGCCAUUCCGGCCAUCCUGCUCCGCUGUCUUCUCCUGAGAGCCAAAAUUGAUUCAAAUCCAGCACCAAAUGCUGGACAGUUAAAUUUUCUUCAACUCAACUGUAACAGCAUCAAAAACAAACAUGAAGUAAUUCAACAGCAUUCAAUAGACCACAACAUUCACAUCGCAGCCCUCCAAGAAUCUAAGCUGUCAAAAAGCUUCAAAACCCCAGUCUUCAGGGAUUACGCGAUUUACCGCAAGGACCGAGGAAAUGGUCGAGGGGGCGGUCUUAUUAAAACUCAUCCACAACAGCAUUCCCUUCAGCAUAAUGUCACUACCCGAUACUCCCUCAAUUGUACGUGUGUGUGUGUGUGUUGGAUGAUGAUUGAGAUUAAAGUUACGAUGAAUGGAACUGCAUUAAUUCUACACAACUACACAACACUCCUACACAUGCUAAAAUGUAUUACAGGCACAUUUUUUUGUUUUUGUGACGUUAAUGAAUGA
Messenger RNA from Helobdella robusta, 561 nucleotides. RefSeq lists its product as hypothetical. NCBI's taxonomy places the organism in Eukaryota, Metazoa, Annelida, Clitellata, Rhynchobdellida, Glossiphoniidae. The transcript is spliced from 5 exons. The record is from RefSeq and is a predicted model, not a curated record. The coding region runs from base 1 to 561 and encodes 186 amino acids.